Messenger RNA from Stegodyphus dumicola, 2009 nucleotides. Its product is annotated as fatty-acid amide hydrolase 2-like. The record is from RefSeq and is a predicted model, not a curated record. Gene Ontology annotation, cellular component: endomembrane system. NCBI's taxonomy places the organism in Eukaryota, Metazoa, Arthropoda, Arachnida, Araneae, Eresidae.
UUUACCUAUUUAUGCCUUUUUAUAGGAUUGUUUCUCUCUUUUGAGCUCAUCAUUCGGUUGUAGGUUCGGCGACACGUGCUCAGUGGACUUCUCUUCCAGCUGCCAGUUGAAAAGGAGCCAUUUUGGCCCUCAAAGGUUAGAAAAUGAUUCAUCAAAUGAUUGGAGUGCUCGCUGGAUUUGUUAGAGCCAUCCUGACUCUGACUCGUCCGGUUUCGGAUAAAAUCCUUAAUGUCAUAUAUCGUUUCUUUAUGGGAUGCACUUCAGAGUUGCCACCAAUAACAGAUGAAAUUCUUCUCAUGCCAGCCACAGAACUCGCUGAGAAGAUUCGAAAGAAGGAGCUGACUUGCCAAGAGGUGAUGAAAGCUUAUAUUAUGCGGAUCAAGUUAGUUCAACCGAUCAUCAACGCCGUCGUCGACGAGCGAUACGUGGACGCCCUCAACGACGCUAUUGAAGUGGACCGCUUUUUGGCCAGUGGACAGAAAUCUGAGAAAGACAUCGCACGAGACACUCCUUUGCUAGGUGUGCCUUUCAGUUGCAAAGAAGCCAUCGGUGUGAAAGGUCUCAUUCAGGCUUGCGGCCAAGUUCGGCAUAAAGACAGGACAGCAGAAACAGACUCAGAUACAGCCGCUUUGUAUAAGAAAGCCGGAGCUAUACCGGUCGUAGUGACAAAUGUUCCGGAAUUAUGUAUGUGGUGGGAGACUGCUAACCUAGCUUUUGGUCGAACUAAAAAUCCUUACGACCUUAGAAGAACCGUCGGAGGCAGCUCAGGUGGUGAAGCGACCAUCAUUGCAGCAGCUGGAGGAGUUAUUGGUAUUGGGGACGACUUGGGAGGAAGCAUUCGCAUCCCAUCUUCAUUCUGUGGCAUCUAUGGACACAAACCUUCAAGAGGUGUGAUUUCGAACAAGGGACACUGGCCUGAAGCUGGAGAACAAUUCGAGGAUUACGUCAGCACGGGUCCAAUGUGCCGAUACGUUAAAGAUCUUUUGCCUCUAGUUAAAGUGCUGUCAGAGAAUGAUCGAAGACUUCGACUCGAUGAAAAGGUGAAUUUCCGUAGUGUCAAAGUGUACUAUAUGGAAGAAUUUCCAGGACUUCUGAAUUCUGCUAUUUCACCAAUUAAAGCAGCAGUCAGAAAGGCUGCAAAGCAUUUUGAAGAAGAAUAUGACAUAACUGUUACAAAAGUGAACAUUAAGGAACUAGAAGACAGUUUCAAGAUUUGGGAAAACAAGUUACUGGAAUGCGGAGGACUUUCGUUUAACAGUAUGCUUGCUGGCGAAGAUUCGAGCAUUAACUUGUGCUGGGAGUUAUUUAAAAGUCUUUUCCGUUGUUCAAACCAUACAUUGCCAGCCAUUUUUUAUGGAAUGACUGGAAUUCAGGAGAAGAAUAAAUGUUAUUACAAGUGCCUGGAGAAAUUUAAUGACCUGAAAGCGAAAUUUGAAGAACUGUUGCAAGGUGAUGCAAUCUUUUUGCUACCUACUCAUCCAGAACUACCACCGCAUUACCUUAUGACUAUUCCUAAAUUCCAGAACAUCGGAUACACCAGUAUCUUCAAUAUUUUAGGCUACCCAGCGACACAGAUUCCAGCCGGAUUGUAUGAUGGAGUACCUAUUGGUAUUCAAGCCAUCAGCCUGCCAUUACAAGAUCGUUUGACCAUUGCUACAGCUGUCGAACUGGAUAAGGUGUUCAACGGUUGGAUAUGUCCAUGUCCCAUUAAUAUCUGAUUGGUAUCAUAAAGUUUUAAAAAGGAUAAAAAUUGCCGAAAUGAUUUCUUUUUUCAUGUGAUUUAUGUACAAUUAUAAUUUUGUCCCUUUUUCAAAAAAUCAGUCAUUCAGCAUUAUGAGAUAAAGCUGAAAAUGCCACUUGAUUUUAAUGUGAUAAUAAAUACCAGAUAAAAAUUUUAAAUGUUUUUUAGUGUCUAUGUGAGAGAGUUUUAGUAUGUUGUUUAAGAAAGAAAAACAUUUAACUUGCUUUUUUACUGUUUGUGUGAAAGAUUAAAAGAUUCUAACAAACUA